AUGAGCAAACGUACGUUUUCUUCGAUUAAAGACAAUGACAUUUCACGCGACUUUUUCGAGACUAAAAUAGGAAGAAACUACGAUAAUAGUAGAAUAAAGUUUUUGUCACCUAGGGAUAGUAAAGGAUUUUGCCAAGCAUUUGAUCCUAUUACUGAUAGGACGUGUGGUUUGGGGUGUCGGAUAAAGUCAUAUAUGACUUAUCCAGUAUGUAGCAAGCAUGACAAACCCAGGUUUGUCGCUGGAAUUCACGCCAAAGACUAUUUAAAAUCGCUUCCUAUAUGCUCAUCUUUAACUGACGAAUCCAUUAAUAAUUUGGCCAAUUAUUUUACGGAUCGUAGUCUCGAUCUUAAGCGCCCUGUUGAAGGAGGCAUAUUUUACGUAAUGCACCGAGUUGAUAUUCAAAAUUAUCCGGAACUUUACAAAAUUGGUCUUGAUAUUGGUAAUGAAGAUUGUGACUUCGAAGUCCGUAUCUCACAGCAUGAACAAGGUCUUUGCAAUGCGGUUUUUGCGGAAGGGUAUGUCACUCCUGCCCAUUCCGAUUGCCGUUUAGUUGAUGGAUUAAUCAAAAAGCUAUUGGUUGGAUCGCGAGUUGACUUUAAGUGCAGUUGCAAUAUCAAUCAUAUCGAGUAUUAUGAUGAUACGGCAUUAUCGAUCUUUGAACGAGUUGAAUACUGGAUUUAUAAUAAUCCAACGGGUCCAAUAACUGACAAAAUUCAGAAUCUAAUUUCCCUUUCACGUUCUUAG
Acaulospora morrowiae is the source of this 744-nucleotide messenger RNA. Lineage: Eukaryota; Fungi; Glomeromycota; Glomeromycetes; Diversisporales; Acaulosporaceae. The record is from the annotation of a GenBank genome assembly.